UAGCGAGGAGGUGUGUGUAGGUACUCGUCACAAUCGACUCGGAGAUUCCCGUUUGUUUCUGACCUUGGCUAAACAUUCCGAUCCACAAUCGCCGAAACAAGUCUCGUUCGAUGAUGGCGAUGACGUCACAGCUGAUGACGUCAUGGACAGAUCUGGAAUUCUGGGAAAUGCCAGCGUCGAAGAAGUGUUGGAGGGAUUUCUUUCUUUCGGUAAACGCCCAGUUCGUGAACAACUUGUAUCGAAUCCUGCUGUUUUCGAAGGAAAUGGCCACGCAUUAUUUCCAAGGACUGGAUCGGAGGCAGGGUGUAACUAUUAUUCCAAGAAUGGAGAGAGAGAUGUAUGUGAUUUUUCGAUUGAGGAUUCCGUGUCAGUAAACUGUGACAACCAAGCCUGUGUGAAUUCUCUUCCUUUGAAAGAAGCCAAGAAAUCGUACAAACUGUGCCCGUAUUGCUACACCUACUACUGCAGCAGGCUUUGUAGGAAGCUUGAUUUCGAGGCUCAUAAACAGAAAUGUCACCAUAGCAACGUAAACAGCGCGUGCAAACACAUCAUGGUUAAAAUUAACAAAGACCCCAAUAUGCAGUAUCGGUAUUCCCGAUUAGCCAGAUUGGGAUAUACGUCACAUGGUCGGGGGUGUUUGGUUCUGUAUAUCCCGGACUUGUUUAAUGCUGAACGAUAUCUACACGAUCCUGAUAGUAGCAAAUUUUCUCCAGUUUUCGUGCCUCUCAAAGCUCUCACCAGCUCCGAGAAGUUUGGUAAAAUGUUGCCAUACGUGAUUGACAUGUGUAUUCAAUGUAACCCUGCUGUCAAGUAUGUGAUGCAUGUGUCGGUGGGGGUGGGGUCUGCCUUGGAACAAAUCCCCCCUCCCAGGAGUACGGAUCCCCUUAUCCAAAAGUGCGCCAAGCUGAGUCUCAGCCCAGCUCAUGAUCUCACGGAUCUAGAGGAUCAUAACAAUAUCACGCUCCUUGCUGCCUCCACAGAACGAGCAAAUGACAGACAAGAUACCAGAGAGGCAAGGGAAGCAAGCUUCAUGGACAUUCAACGGAAGUUACGUCAUAGCGGAGUUAACCUACGUCACGAGUUCCCAGACAGUUAUAACAAAUUGAUAGACUUCGUAGCAGACGGAAGAACAUUUCCACCUCAGAUUAUCUCCCCUGUUGACUCCAAAUCGGGCGAAGGAUUUACCUGUGUCAUUGUACCCGAAACGGAAACGGAAAUAGAAUGGGUGCAGGCUCAAGAGUUCCCACCAGAUAUAGACCUGUCAACGGACGACCGGUGUCCUACUUCACCAACCUCCCCAUAAAAUUCUAACCCCGGACAGAGUCUCAUUGCCAUCCCAUAUGUGUGCCAUGUUGACAUAUUGUAUGGAUAUAUUAUAAGGACGUUCAUUACGAUGUAUAAAGGUGCAUCUGAUCGACGCUUUUACUGCAACGUGUUUUACACUGAAGCUUUUAUCUUCCCUGUAUUCAUUCAGUUGGUUGUGUUUGUGCUAAUAGAGCAAAAUAAUUGUAAAUAUUGUUGUGAAAGGUGUUUUAGUGCAGCAUUUAUUAUUAUUAACUAAGUACAUCAUACAUCCAUCCAUUUGAUUUUAUGUUCGGAGGACGGCAUUAUCAGUGGCAUACAUAAAUUAUAAAUUAAUUUUGGGAUAGCCUAGUGGUUUAAGUGUUCGUUAGUUACGUAGAAGACGUAGCAACAUUGUGGAUAUUCUCGUGCACAUGGCUGAUACUAUUGAUAAGAAAUCCGCGGAAACGUGCGUCCUCGGUGAUCACGUAAAUAUAAAUGUUACUUAAAAAGUAAAUCACCUCCUUUCCCGAACUAUUCUAGGAAUAAAUGUUUGUUUUUUGUGUUAAAUCUUUAAAACCCAAGGGGAACUCUUUUGUUGCAGCAGAUGUGUCCUUCUGAGCUGCGGCUCGUCUCACGUCCUUUUGAAAGUUUAAUUAACACAUGAAUCUUGCAGCAAAACGGCUCAGCUCCCCAGAUCGAUGUCUGUCUGUGGCUAGGUGUGAGGUUCUGUCAGCAAGCAUGUACCACCAACUGGUUAACUGCUGUUGUUACUGUUGCUGAUAGACCUGAGCCAGUUAGUAUUUAUGCCUCUUUGUCUGCCGUUUGAAGUAACUAAAGAGUGAAUGUCUGUGUUGAUUUCGUGAUAAAUUCAUGUUUUUACAUUUGUUUUAUCGAGGAAGAGUGUUUACCUAAAGUUUGUAUUUCAUUUAAGAAUUGUAUUUUUAGUAAAAUGUAUCGUUCUAUAGAAUGUUACAGAUAGUCUAGGUAUGUCUUCUUUGUCAGCGGGGUAACAUUAAUACAAACGCAUUAUGAGGAGGUUAUCGGUGCUGCAGAAUUUCUGAAAAGGUUAUGGAGGAAACAGUCAAGAUAUGGCUGUUGAGGAUACAUGUAUACUGACGGAAAGAAAUAAGGUAACACUUGUGGGUGACAUGCCGUCCCUGGACACGUGGUAGAUACCCCUACCCUGGGGAUCACGUCAACACAGUCGAUAAUGGCAUGUCACUGGGUUUUUUUAUUGAAGCAAUUCGGUAACAGAAAUAGCCAUCAGUGUGUUGUUACACUGUUAUAGGAGAGUUUUAUGAAGUUUUUAUUAUUCCACUUUAUACCUUCAAAAUUGUGAUUAUGGGGAAGAAGUGAGUGAAGAAGUACAAUGUGUAUUUACCAAGUAAAUACGACAUGUUGCUAGGAUACACUAAACAGAAGCGGUACUAGUACACCGUCUACUGUGUCGCAAGCCUCCCACAAUGUGUAGCGCAUUUCCGUGGACGUUUUGUUUUUUUUUGGUGGGGGGGGUUGUUUCAUAUCCCGUAAAUAAAUGUUUUCCUGGCGAUUACAUCACACAUGUUUCAAACACAGUUGUCCAAACAUGUCUAAUGCCGAGAUGCAGAUGUCUCUGUCCUAAUCCGAUCCUAUCCAAAAUGGCAAUAUAUAUUAGUUCACACACGAGGCUCCGAUGGUACUAAUGGAAGUUUCAGCCAUGCUGUCCUUCACCUUCAUAUGCUGAACUUUGACCCGAAAUGCCAAUAAUUCAUUGUGCCUUAAUGGUAGUUUUAGCAACCAUGUUUUAGCAUAACAAUUUACAAAUUUAGAAGCAGAUAUAUUUACAUAGUAUGCCAACACUCACUGUAUAUUUGUGAUAAAUGGUUUUAAAAAGUAUAUUUCGUUAAACCUUUGCAGCGGUGGGCUAUAUUUUGUACAUUGUGUUAGAAAAUAUUCUGAUUUGUUUUUAUGCAAAUAAUCUAUUGUUUUGUACAUUUCUUAUGAAAACUACACCGUGCAAUACAUGUACAGAUACAAAUAGAGGUCCAGCCAGAUCCAACAAACAGAUUAUUUAGCUAACACGAAAUUUGUAUAGAGAUUAAAUGAUAUAGUCUAUACCGAUCAUUUGCUUUUGUAGGAUUUGAAUAGUUGAAGAGCUAUCGGAUUUAUGAUGAACCCUUCAUAUGCUGCGCUUUGUAAAAAAAUAAGGAAUGUUGAAGAAAAUAUGUACAAUUGUAUGCCUUGUCCUGUAUUAUAUGCUUUAGGAAUAGCUGACAAUAAUUGAACGUGGAUUUGUAUUUGAGUAUUAAGCAUAUAGUCAUACCUUAGUUACUUUAUAGCAAUGUUGACUGAUUUAUGAUAUGUUUAUGUUAAGCGAUAAGCAAGUCCAUAUGAAGGGUUAAUCCAUGAUGCGUGCCUGUGAAAUAUAUUACAAUUGAUGCCUGACGCAAGUUGUAAUUUAUUUGGAGCAAUGCUAUAAUUAUUGAUCAUUAAUUAAAGAGAUUAUUGUUUCUUGCC
Messenger RNA from Haliotis rubra (blacklip abalone), 3780 nucleotides. Its product is annotated as apical junction component 1 homolog. Gene Ontology annotation, biological process: cell-cell junction organization. NCBI's taxonomy places the organism in Eukaryota, Metazoa, Mollusca, Gastropoda, Lepetellida, Haliotidae. Bases 143 to 1303 code for a protein of 386 amino acids. Gene Ontology annotation, cellular component: apical junction complex; plasma membrane. The transcript has a single exon. The record is from RefSeq and is a predicted model, not a curated record.